This is a messenger RNA of Suricata suricatta (meerkat), 570 nucleotides long. RefSeq names its product toll-like receptor 6. The transcript has a single exon. The annotation marks the transcript as partial. Gene Ontology annotation, biological process: toll-like receptor signaling pathway; immune response; cellular response to triacyl bacterial lipopeptide. Gene Ontology annotation, molecular function: transmembrane signaling receptor activity; Toll-like receptor 2 binding; lipopeptide binding. Gene Ontology annotation, cellular component: Toll-like receptor 1-Toll-like receptor 2 protein complex; membrane. The record is from RefSeq and is a predicted model, not a curated record. NCBI's taxonomy places the organism in Eukaryota, Metazoa, Chordata, Mammalia, Carnivora, Herpestidae.
AUGUCUUCAAAUAUGCUUACUGACUCUGUUUUCACAUGUUUACCUCCUAAAGUCAGGGUACUUGAUCUUCACAAUAACAGAAUAAGGAGCAUCCCUAAACCAAUCAUGAAACUAGAAGCUUUGCAAGAACUCAAUGUUGCUUCCAAUUCUUUAGCCCACCUUCCUGACUGUGGUGCUUUUCGCAGCCUUUCUGUACUGAUCAUUGACCAUAAUUCAGUUUCCAACCCAUCAGCUGAUUUCUUCCACAGCUGCCAGAAGAUUAGGUCCAUAAGAGCAGGAAACAAUCCAUUCCAAUGUACAUGUGAGCUAAGAGAAUUUAUCCAAAGUAUAGGCCAACUGUCAAGUGAAGUGGUAGAGGGUUGGCCUAAUUCUUAUACAUGUGACUAUCCAGAAAGCAAUAAGGGAACCGCAUUAAAGGACUUUCGCGUGUCUCAGUUAUCCUGCAACACAGCUCUGCUGCUUGUCACCAUUGGUGUCGCUCUGCUGGUGUCGACUGUUACUGUGACUGCCCUCUGUAUGUACUUCGAUCUGCCCUGGUAUCUCAGGAUGGUGUGUCAGUGGACCCAGACC